Molecule: messenger RNA, 838 nt
Organism: Danaus plexippus (monarch butterfly)
Lineage: Eukaryota; Metazoa; Arthropoda; Insecta; Lepidoptera; Nymphalidae
Product: mpv17-like protein 2
Exons: 4
Coding region: 234-782 (182 amino acids)
Biological process (GO): mitochondrial ribosome assembly
Cellular component (GO): membrane; cytoplasm
Source: RefSeq, a predicted model, not a curated record
AUAGCAACUCCGUAUGUCUAUAACUUCAAUGUCAGGGAAAAGUUUCAGUAAAAAUCGUAAAUGUAUGAUGUAGGAACAUAAAUAAAACAAAAAAUGUGCGCAAAAUAAGCGCAAUAUUCAGACAUCUUCUAGUAACUUUGAUGUUGUUGUUGACAAAGAUAACAUGUUAAGAAUAUAACGCGAAAUAUAAAAAUGGAAUGAUUGUAAUAAAAAUCGAAAAGUAACUCAUCAAAAUGAAGUCAUAUUUUUCCAGAGGUGUGCGGAUUCUUUUUAAGAAAUAUUUACUAUUAACUAAUAGUAUCACCUCUGGUUUAUUUAUGACUAUUGGUGAUGUUGUGCAACAAGAAUUUGAGUAUCAAACCAAUGUAAUACAUACCAGAUAUGAUUGGGACAGGGCAGCAAGAAUGUUUGUAGUGGGUACGGCUAUGGGUCCAGUACAUCACUACUAUUAUCACUAUUUAGACAAAUUACUACCUGAGAUAAGCUUAAAAACUGUUGGGAAAAAGAUAUUGAGUGAUCAGUUGCUAGCGUCGCCUUCAACAAUUCUAUGCUUUUAUUAUGGUAUGGGUUUUUUAGAAAGGAAAACUUUCAAGGAAUCCACUGAAGAAAUCAAACAAAAAAUUAAAUUAACUUAUAUGGGGGAUUGUUUGUUCUGGCCUCCUGUACAGUUUUUGAAUUUUUACUACUUACCAUCACACUACAGGGUAUUUUAUAUAAACUUUGCAACAAUGAUAUAUAAUGUGUUUUUGUCGUAUAUGAAACAUUAUGAUCAGCACAAAUAAGUACAAAGAGUUAAGUUUUCAUGUGAUUCAUCAGUAAUAAAAUAAUAUAUUACGUA